AUGCCGACUCUUGUAGGAAAGGAAAUUGGGUCUACCGGCCUCGGCCUUAUGCGUUUCACCCUUCCCACGCUAGACGCUGGGGCAAACGCUGGGGCAAACGGCCGGAAUGCCGCCGAUUUGUACGGGACACCGGAUCAUAAUUCUUUGCACCUCCUGCAGCGCUUUUUCUCUCAAUACUCGUCCGAUGCGGAGAGGGUGGUCCUGAGCGUCAAGAGUGGGGUGGCAGAAAUGCGUACCUUUUCGAUGGAUAGCUCCCCUGCUGCAAUCUGGCAAUCGGAAACGGUCGCCGCCUUGAAAGAACAGGUCGAGGAAGGUAAAAUUGGAGGAAUCCAGCUGAGUGAGGUCCACUCGAACACGAUCAUCCCGGCCCAUGCGGUGGCGAAAGUGGAUAUGGUGGAAGCAGAGAUAAGCUUGUGGGCAACGGAUGUGUUUGAGAACGGAGUUGCCAAAACAUGCGCCGAACUCGGUAUCGUGAUGGAGGCACAUACACCUCUUGGGGCGGGCAUGUUGGCCGGAAGGAUUAGAAGUCAUGCGGAUCUAUCUCCCCAUGACUAUCACCGACAGUUUCCCCGGUUUCAGCCCGAGAACCUUCCCACCAACCUGCAGCUAGUAGAAAAGGUGGACGAGAUAGCGAAGGGGAAAGGAUGUACUCCUGCGCAACUGGCACUGAGUUGGCUUCGAACUCGCAGUGGCAUGGGAAAGUGGCCAACAAUCAUCCCGCUUCCAGGAGCACGCACAGUGGAGAGGGUUAGGGAAAAUAACACUCAUGUGCCACUAUCACGGGGUGACAUGGAACAGCUUGACGACAUCCACGGGAGGUUUCCUGUCACCGGAGGCCGCUAUCCUGCUGCCGCCACCAAGUUGACUGAGUAUUAG
Molecule: messenger RNA, 876 nt
Organism: Aspergillus pseudotamarii
Lineage: Eukaryota; Fungi; Ascomycota; Eurotiomycetes; Eurotiales; Aspergillaceae
Product: NADP-dependent oxidoreductase domain-containing protein
Exons: 4
Coding region: 1-876 (291 amino acids)
Cellular component (GO): cytoplasm
Source: RefSeq, a predicted model, not a curated record